AGCCCCACAGGACCACAAGCUGUUCUGGACUCUUCGUUUUCCCGAGAACAAAAUCCCUUCGGCUUACCGUCUGCUCUCGAAACAGUUUCACCCAAUACACCCCUUCUACUGAAUCCGGUUUUCCCCAAUGUCAGGCGUUUCGAUUGCUCGGAUACGAGGAGAUAAUCGCUUCUACAACCCGCCAGCUAUACGGCAGCAGCAGCAGAGAAAAAAGCUAGAGGACGAGAAGCAUCAGAGGCAGUCGGUGGAUUCAGAUGACUGUGCGACUUCAUACAGUUCCGGUUCGGGUCGGGGAGUGAUGAGCGAUACUACGAAUUUGGAUCGGUUUUUGGAGUACACCACACCUGUGGUUGCGGCUCACUAUUUUUCGAAGACAAGUGUGAGGGGAUGGAGGAGUCGCGAGGCAGAAUUACAUCCAUACUUUGUGCUUGGAGAUUUAUGGGAAUCUUUCAAGGAGUGGAGCGCGUACGGUGCAGGUGUCCCUCUUUUGUUGAAUGGGAGUGACUCUGUUAUCCAGUACUAUGUUCCUUACUUGUCCGCUAUUCAGCUCUAUGUAGACCCAUCAAAGUCCUCAACGAGAAUAAGGCCUGGUGAUGAGAGUGAUGCAGAGUCAUCGAGGGAGACAAGUAGUGAUGGCAGCAGUGAUUAUGGAACAGAAAGAGGAUUCAACAAUGUUCCUUAUGGUACUUUAGGUUGGCAGAAUGCUACAGAUGUAAAUGGCCAUGGUUGGAAUAAAACCUUACCGAGAACUAAACCCUUAAAUGGUUCCUCAAGUGAUGAAAGUGGUGAGGCUUGCAACCCUCCUGGUCAACUUAUCUUUCAGUAUAUGGAGCAUGAUCAACCAUUUGGUCGUGAACCUUUGGCUGAUAAGAUUUCAUUUCUUGCAUCUCAAUUUCCAGAGCUGAGGACUUACAGGAGCUGUGAUCUAUCACCUUCUAGUUGGAUUUCUGUAGCAUGGUAUCCGAUAUAUAGGAUACCUACAGGUCCAACUUUGCAGAGCCUAGAUGCCUGCUUCUUGACCUUUCAUUUCGUAUCGACUCCCACAAAGGGUGCAAGCACUGAUAGGCUUCAGUUUGGUGGUGCUAGAGACAAUCAAAAUGCCAAUUUCAAACUAUCAUUGCCAAUCUUUGGGCUUGCUUCGUACAAGUUCAAAAUUCCCUUUUGGAAUUCUAAUGGAGUUUCUGAAUGUCAAAGGGCUGAUUUUCUAUUGCGAGAAGCUGACAACUGGCUGAGGCGAUUGCAAGUUAAUCAUCCUGAUUUCAAUUUCUUUGUGUCGCACAGCAUUCCAAAGAGGUGAGAAGGAGAAUUAUAAUCAGCUUGCAGUUAUCAUCCCAAUGUAAAAGGGAUAUAACCUACUGAUGACGAAAACCCUUUUCACCGGCCAGUUUUUUAUGUUAUUGGUUGGAUGUCAGUUCGCACUCCUGUCGUUAUAUUACAGACUUGGCCCUUGAUAUCUUAUAUUAUCAUCAAAGGAGGAUUAAGAGUGAUUUUGACUUUGUGAGGGCUUUGAUAGGCUGAAAGAAGAAAUAGUGAUGAAAUUAUCGUUAAUAAAGGCCUUUUAAUAUG
Messenger RNA from Pyrus x bretschneideri (Chinese white pear), 1566 nucleotides. RefSeq lists its product as uncharacterized. Lineage: Eukaryota; Viridiplantae; Streptophyta; Magnoliopsida; Rosales; Rosaceae. The record is from RefSeq and is a predicted model, not a curated record. Bases 128 to 1297 code for a protein of 389 amino acids. The transcript is spliced from 6 exons.